AUGGCACUAGCUGCUGCCCUCGCCGCGGACGGCGGGCGGCCUGUGAGCAUCCUGCCAACCAUCAAAUGCUCAAGUUGUGGACGAGAGAUUGAGAUAGCAGAAAUGGGAGAGCAUGUGUGUGGCGGCGAGGACACGAAAGCCACUCCCAAUGGACACAUGUCUACAAUGAGCAAUCCGUUCACCUUGAGGCGGCUCAAUGCAAGUGGACAACAGCCCUCGAAUCACCCGCCUGUGCCUCAAGUCAACGACAGCUUCAGAUCACCACCCAAAGUAUCGCAGAUUCCAGGCGCCAGACCUCCAAAGUCUGCCCUGCCUAAGAUCAACCCAGACGCAGCGAACAGGCCGUUCCUCGCACCGAGACAACCAGGCCUCGAUUCGCCCAUCUCACCAGCUGCUAGCUACCGAUCGGGAAGCAGCACUGGCAAACCGCCCUUUGCUCGCAGCAUGACCAGUCCCGCGCCUCGCCUGUACGAUCCUCGACCUCCGAGUCCUGGACUGUCUGCCAAUCUUGAUUGCGCCUUCCCACCUUUCCCAACAGCGGCCUCGUCCUCACCGAGGCCAUCUACCAGCCAUGGUCGAAGAACACCCACAGGCAGCGAGCGAGCGCCGUCUCGUGCAGCCUCGAGACUAGAUCACGUCGUAACGGCCGAGCCAGAGCCUUUCAAUGUCGAGCCAAGAUUACCCAAGAGCAAUGGCAGCGAGAGCGUGCUGCAGAAACUGAAUACAAUCAAGAGUGGGCCUUUCAGUGCGAACAAGAGACAAGGAAGCGGUGAUUCAAAAGAUGGAUCCGCAUUCUCAGAGCAAAGACGACCCAGUGAGCCGACAGUAGAAUCGCUGCCAACGCGUCCUUCUACUGCCAGUUCAAACUAUUCGCUACCAAGACGGCCCUCUAUUCCAUCAUUCAACAUUCCGCAGCCGAGUCAGAAGAAGACUCCACCCCCACGGCCGGCGAGACCUACAGAAGAGGUACUGUCCCCCAGGUUUCUGGAUCAGUUAAGCGCGGAGCCUUCAUCGUCAAUGGCGUUGGAGCCGCAAUCGGACGAUCAGCAACACAAUCGAAGCAACACCUACCCCGUGCAAAAUCAGACUUCUGAGAGCGAACAUGCGCAGUCGCUUUCAAGGAUGCGAAGUGAGCCCGCGUUGAGUGGCAGCAACAGGCGCCCGUCCCUAGCACACGGCGCUGCAUCAGACCCAUCCACAAUCCCGCAGACCCAGGUGUUUGCCCCACGCAGCGACAGCAGGACUGGGAACCGAGUGGAUUAUAGGAUACAAGACGCGCCUCCGGUUCCAAGAGCUGUUCAGCAGUAUCGCCAAGACAGCGCGCAUACGCCGUCGGAAUCUGGCUCGUCCAUCACAUCUUCAAACAACUCGAGAAGCACCACAAACAGCAGUGGCGUAAGUCCUGUGGGGAGUGUUGCGAGCAGCGUGGACGCGUUUUCUCCCCUCACUUUCGAAUCGAAGAAGUAUGGGGAGGAUGAGCAAAUGCGUGUUGCUGGAUUGAACGUGAAGAGCCCAGAGAAGCCUGGAAUGCGAGCAGAGCAGCCAACGCAGAGAUCACCUCCCAGAACUGUAUCGAGACCGGCCCGCGAGACGCCCAAGAAGGCAGACGAAGUCUCCCUGACCCCUCUUGAAUCGCCCAUGGAUCCCAUGUUGUUAAACAUGCAGCACAAGGCUCCUCAACCUCCAGCUAGCCAGUCAAGGCCGGCUCCAUUGCGCACUCAGACUGCCCCUGGCCCAGUCCCAAGAUCUCAGACUCCACAAGCACCUGCAGUGACCAUUCCCCAACGCUCCAUCGCAGAGGAGUCCCCUGUCAGGUCGGGAUCUGAGCCAGAGAUUCGACCGCGAACACCGGGCAACGCAAGUCCACAAUCGACUGCACCGAGCACAAGAAAUGUCUCGCCAAGCUCUGUACGGCCGCCAGCCAUUCCGCAAGACCAGCAAAGAAGACAUCAUGGCAGGCGACCAACAAACGCCAAGCCGAUGUGCAGAGGCUGUGGCCAGAUGAUUGAAGGAAAGUCGGUCAAGGCCUCAGAUGGUCGACUCACUGGCAGAUGGCACAAGGCUUGCUUCGUCUGUCGAUCGUGCCAUGAGCCCUUCACGACCGCAGAUUUCUAUGUCAUCAACAACGAGCCAUACUGCGAACAGCAUUACCACGAACACAACGGUUCGCUUUGUAACGGCUGCCAUCGCGGGAUAGAAGGUCAAUACCUCGAAACUUCCAGCUCGACGAGAUUCGGCAGCAUCGAGAAGAAGUUCCACCCUCGAUGUUUCUGCUGCUGCGAAUGCCGUGUAGUACUUUCCAGCGACUACUUCGAGAUCACCGGCAAAGUCUACUGCGAAAGACAUGCAUUGGCGGCCAUGCGAGCACAGGCAAGAAUGGCCGGGGGUCUCCAAGCCCCCAAUCAGAGGGGCUUGAUGGCGGAACGCCGAACGACUCGAUUGAUCAACCCCAUGAUGGCGUGA
Messenger RNA from Zasmidium cellare ATCC 36951, 2463 nucleotides. RefSeq lists its product as uncharacterized. NCBI's taxonomy places the organism in Eukaryota, Fungi, Ascomycota, Dothideomycetes, Mycosphaerellales, Mycosphaerellaceae. The record is from RefSeq and is a predicted model, not a curated record. The transcript has a single exon. Bases 1 to 2463 code for a protein of 820 amino acids.